AACCGAAGACCAAACAACAAACAACCAACAAUCACCAUGAAGUUCCUCAUUGUCUUCGUUGCCCUCUUCGCCCUGGCCCUCGCCGCCCCCCCUAGUGUGGAAGUCCUCCGUCAGGUUUCCGAUGUUGGACCCGAGAGCUUCAGCAACUCCUUCGAAACCAGCGAUGGAACAUCCGCCCAGGCUGAGGGACAGCUGAAAAACGUCGGCAGCGAGAAUGAGGCCAUUUCCGUCAAGGGAUCCUACCGUUUUAUCGCUGAUGAUGGCGUCACCUACGAGGUCACCUACAUCGCUGAUGAGAACGGUUUCCAGCCCUCCGGCGCUCAUAUUCCAGUUGUCUAAGCUAAGCCGCUGAAGUCAACUUUGAUUGCAUCCCUUGUUAAUAUCCCCAAAAAAUAUCCCAAAAGCGAUCUUAUCUUUUCGAACAAAUUCGAAAGGAUCAAAAUCUAAGUCAAUUGUUGAAUAUUAAAGAAAAUAAUGAAUACCUAA
This is a messenger RNA of Drosophila obscura, 486 nucleotides long. RefSeq names its product larval cuticle protein 65Ag1-like. NCBI's taxonomy places the organism in Eukaryota, Metazoa, Arthropoda, Insecta, Diptera, Drosophilidae. Gene Ontology annotation, cellular component: chitin-based extracellular matrix. The record is from RefSeq and is a predicted model, not a curated record. The transcript is spliced from 2 exons. Gene Ontology annotation, molecular function: structural constituent of chitin-based larval cuticle. The coding region runs from base 37 to 339 and encodes 100 amino acids.